This is a messenger RNA of Symbiodinium necroappetens, 1737 nucleotides long. The record is from the annotation of a GenBank genome assembly. Lineage: Eukaryota; Dinophyceae; Suessiales; Symbiodiniaceae.
AUGUCGGAUUGCAGAGCGAAGGGGCUUCACUACACUGUGAAACACAUUCGAGAAAGCCGGACAGCUGGAGUCGAGUGCCUGAUUUGUGGAUUGUGUGGAGAUUUGGACAAACUUAAACGGUUGCCAUGCUUGGCGGAGCCUGCCGACAAGGAGCCUGAACCUGCUGUGCUCACACAUGCUGAGCAAGCUGCCCAGGAUGCAGCUGCAGUGGCUAGUGCAGAGUCGGAACUUCGCAGGUUGCAGGAGGUCGAAGACAGGAAGGCUGCUUUAGAUUUGAUGGAGCUUCAGAAGCAGGAAGCUGAACUUGAGCAGAUGGUUCUGCUUCACCAGCUAGAGACAGAGGAGAUUGUUCUCCAAGGACUGCUCAAUGAGCAGAAAGCUUUGGCUUUGGCUGAAGCAGCAGUUGCCAAGAAGCUGGAGUUUAGCAGUGAAAGCAGCCCCGAGCCGAAGCCCACCGAGCCCAAGCACCCAAGGCGAACCCAAGCGCACAGCAAGCUCGAACCAGAAACCGUGAGUGUCGGCAAGAUGCCGGAACCCCUGGUCAGCAUAGUGCCCAGCUUGGACCUUCCGUAUGGCACGGAUGAUAUGGACACCUGUCCGAUGUGGCUUGGCUAUGGGGAAGACAUGAUCACCGGAGCGGAGGCUGCCAAACUUGUGGAGUCCAGUGAGGUUGGGGAGUCCAGUGAGAACCUUGGGGUUUCCAGCGAGAUCAACAAGGUUGGGAAGUCCGGUGAGAAGCUUGGGGUUUCCAACGAGAUCAACAAGGUUGGGGAGUCCAGUGCGAAGCUUGGGGUUUCCAGCGAGAUCAACAAGGGGGUCGGGGAGUCCAGUGAGAAGCUUGUUUCCAGCAAGAUUGACGAGGGAGUCAGCAGGGAUUCUCAGCGGGUGACCGUCGACAUCGACAACAAGUCUGGUGAGGGUCAUGAUUCGAAGCCUGCUUCCAAGAAGAAGAAGAACAGUGUCCCCAUUGUCAAUGACAAGAAGGCUGCAAAGGCUUCCGAUAAGCAGGCUGUGGUUUCCGACGGCAAACGUAGGCAUCCUGAUGAGAGCCUCAGCAAGAAGCCUGCUUCCUCCGAGCAGGUGGUGCCUGACUUCCCUGUGGAUGAAGCAGCCGCAAUCUCGCCGGCUGAGCAGACAAAAUUGUCAGGUGCUCAGCCGAACCGACGGGGCAAGGAAAAGAAGAAAAUCCUCGAGGAAGAGGUGCCUGAUGAAGACGAUGAUCGUGAGGACGACGAUCAGGAUGACGAUGAUCAUCACGAUGAUGAUGCUGACAGCUCUGGUGGUACUAAGACCAGAGCUGCACGAGGUCGCGGCGGCCGAGGUCGAGGCCGUGGCUCUCGUGGUGGUCGUGUGUGCAGUGUUGCAGGUGGCCGGGGUCGUGGGCGAGGGCGAGGGCGAGGCAAAAAUGUGGACAAGGAGGUUGCAAGCCCACGCUCGGCGUCGGCCAAGCGAUGCCGGGAGGAUGAAACGGCAACACCCAAGGCAGCGCCCAAAGCAGGGCCCAAAGCAGGGCCCAAAGCAGCGCCCAAAGCAGCGCCCAAAGCAACACCCAAAGCAACACCCAAAGCAGCACCCAAAGCAGCACCCAAAGCAAAAAGUCAGAGGACACCGGAGGAGCAGGAGCGAAGAGCCCGGUUGAGUCGAAAGAGUGUGGCCUACCACAAGGCAAAGGUCGAGGCAACAAAAGCGGGCAAGUCCAAGGAGGAUGCUGUUGCACUGGCCAAGAAGGUAUCAUGA